This is a messenger RNA of Sungouiella intermedia, 729 nucleotides long. The record is from the annotation of a GenBank genome assembly. NCBI's taxonomy places the organism in Eukaryota, Fungi, Ascomycota, Pichiomycetes, Serinales, Metschnikowiaceae.
AUGAAGUUCUCUUCCACUCUCGCUUUGUCUGCUCUCGCUGCUACCGUCGCUGCUGGUGGCUGGAAUGACACCAUCACUGACACCUACUGGAUCACCACCACUGACUACGUGACUUACUGUCCUUACCCAACCACUGUGACUGUCACCACUUGUGAGAAGCACACUUGCGGUCCUAAGCACAUCACUGUGACUGAGGAGACCACUAUCACCGUCACUGGUGAGUGUGUUGUUCCAACCCACCCACCAAAGGAGGAGAUCACUACUGACUACGUGACUUACUGCCCUGAACCAACCACCGUUACUAUCACCACUUGUGAGUCCAAGAAGUGUGGUCCAAAGACUGUUGAGGUUGAGACUCCAACCACCAUUACUGUCACUGGUGAAUGUAUCAUCCCAACCGCUAAGCCAACCGAGUACACUUGGACUGACUACGUUACCUACUGCCCUGAGCCAACUACCAUCACUUACUCUUGUUACUAUGAGACCACUUGGGUUGAGACUACCUGUGAGGUUCCAGCUGCUGGCACUGUGACUCUUACUUCUUACGCUGUUAAGCCAACUGUUGAGGCUGAGUCCACCAAGCCCGCUGAGACUCCUAAGCAGAGCACUGUUGCCGAGGUUUCUAAGAGUUCUGUUGCUGUUAUCUCCACCUCUAUCUUCAGCGGUGCCUCUCCACAGAACGUGGUUGGUGGCGCUUUCGUUGCUGGUUUGGCUAUGCUCUUGUUGUAA